AUGGAGCCUAAGAAAAAUGAAUGCUCUGCUGAAGCUCCCAGUCAAGCUGUUGGACAACCAGAUUUUUAUGGUAUCUCUCCUAAAACUGUUAUUUAUGAUACUGGAGACUCAUUCAAGAGGUUUAUGAAAAGUCAUACCAAAACACUUACUAAAAAGAUGAUUUCGAAAAAGAUUAUAGAAAAACAAUUUAGUAAAGUGAUCAAACAGGAGUUGGGCUUGGACUUGCUUCUGGGAAGAAUGGAAAAAAUGUCUCUGGUGGAAUUCGUGACUUACCUUCGAUUGUUACUGACUAUUUCUAAAUCUGAAGAACAGGAAACGGGUGCAAAAAUGGGAGAAGAAAAAGGAGAAAAUUCUUUGUAUGUAAAAACUACUCAUAUCAAAGACGAUACAAUAAAACUAAUGAGAAUCAUGAAAGGCUCACUUGAAGCAAUGAAACCCUCACCUGGUUCAGAACUACAUGCUGUAGUUGCUGAGUUUGUGUAUUUAGUUUCUCAAGACAGCAGCGAUCAAAGUCAAACCACUGUUUCUCAAGAUGACUGUGAUCAAACUAAUUCUCAAGAUGGCAGCGAAACCAUUGUUUCUCAAGACAUCGGUGUUCAAAGUCGAACCACCGUUUCUCAAGACAGCAGCGAUCAAAGCCAAACCACUAUUUCUCACGAUGGCAGCGAUCAAAGUCAAACUACUGUUUCUCAAGAUGACUGUGUUCAAACUAUUUCUCAAGACGGCAGCGACCAAAGUCAAACCACUAUUUCUCAAGACAUCAGUGUUCAAAGUCAGGACAUUGUUUCUCAAGAUGACUGUGUUCAAACUCAAACCACAGCACAACAAUUAUAUGUAGAUUUACCACCAUCAGAAGGACAACUUGAAAAUGCUGUGUCUCACUUCUUCACAAAUGAAGGUGGGACACUCUACUCUCCGUUGCAUGGUGUCACUGUGACCAUCCCCCCCAAUGCCAUCCCAACAGCCUUCUCCAAAUUCUUUCUCUCCAUGCACUUCUAUCUACAACCGUUCACUCUAAUGGAUGAUGCAGACCCUUGCUCUGUGAUAGUGUGGUUACAUCAAGAUCCUCGCUUUUAUUUUCUUGAGGAGGUCACUGUCAAAAUUCCCCACGCUGCCGUAGUCGAUGACUCCCUCUGUGUAUUGACCUGGGGUGAAGACAAACAAUGGAAUCUCAACACUGAAGUCCUAGCUGAUUUCAGCGAUGGAUACCAUGCCGUCAUAAAAGUCAAGCAUUUCUGUAGGAAAGUCGUUGCAAAAAGAAGAAAUCCUGAAAGAAAAUGCAAAAAACAAACAGGAAGUAGUAAACAUUUGAAGAGAUUGAAAAGUGGCAGUUUCGGGACGUCCAUUGAUGAAGGCGUGGCAAGUCUCACUAACAGUACAGAGGUUGAUCCUAAUACAAAACCCCCCCCUCAUCAAGAUGUUUUGGAAAAGAAAAUGAAAAAGAAAACGAAAAAGAAAACGAAUAAGUUGAAAAGUGGCAGUUUGGAGACGCCCAUUGAUGAAGGCCUGGCAAGUCUCACUAACAGUACAGAGGCUGAUACCAACAUAAGACCCCUCCCUCGUCAAGAUGCUAUCAGUAUGGAGUGCGACUCCUCGGCUGUGCCAAUCUCAUCACAGGACAGUCUAACAGCUGAGGAAAAUGAGUCUGGUUUCAAGUACUGCAUAGCCUGCAGCAUGCCCUCUGAUCGAUCAACGGGAGACUGGAAGGUGCAAUUUGCAGCUUGUCAAAGCAACCCCACAGGAAUCUCGUUGUUGAGGAAGUUAGCAGAGAAGGUAUUUGGCGGAAAUGCCUAUUUCUAUCAGGUGGAGGAUAUUAGAAUCAAAGGGGGCUACUUUGAGAUGUGUCCAGAGACUUGGAGUGACAACAUUUGGAAGAUUGAUGCGUCCGAGAAAGAAGCAUCUAUAUUUGAGGAGCAGAUACUGUCUGUUUCAGAAUGCGCAGACAUAUCUGAGCAGUCCUUUCCUAAUCUUCCCAGACUGUGUUAUGAUGUGUAUCACUUGAGUGAGAAUGUCCAUUCCAAGCUGCACUGCUGUAUAUAUGCACAGAGAGCGCGCACUGAUAACAGCUGUACACCCCGCUUCAUUAUCACAUCCACUACUAAGAAUGGUAAGAAAGUCGUCACCACCCCCUAUCUUUAUGGCAUUGAUAGUGACAUCAUCAGAGUCCUUACUCACCAAGGCCAGAACAUUAUUCUUGAUACUCUAACGUCUGAGCACCUCAAGUUCCUCGCAGACAUCAGUCUCCAGUUAUCCGACACUCAACAGCUGUGCAAAGCAUUGAACAUAGAGUACAGGCCUAAUGAAAAAGAAGAUACCUUUACAGUUCUCGGCAAAUGGGUAGUCAGUCAAGGCGGAGCCGCUAGUUUGAUACGACUCAAGGAGCAACUCAGUGCCAUAGAUAUUGUCGACAUUGCUGUGUGUGAGGACGAAGACUCGAAUGUCCUGCUCAGUUCACACCUAGAAGAUUGUUUCAUUCUGGACAUUUUCAUAAAAGGUUACACGGCAUCAAGUUAUACAGCCCUGCUGAAUCUGUCUACAAAGUUGCAAAACUGCUGGAGGAUAGUUGGCUGUCUACUGGGAAUCUUACCUGAAGAGUUAGACAAAAUUGAUCUACCGGAGGAGAAAUUGUAUAAUAUUAUCGAUCCGCCGUUAUACCAACUGAUUUUCAAUUGGCAGAGGAGAGAGGGGAGGGGAGCUACCUUCGGGGCACUCUUCAAAGCCAUUCAUCGAGUGUACCACCAUCAACCAUUUCUAGUUAAUGAUGCUCAUCUAUUCAGUAUACGUUAUGUUAAUAAACAUCUACCCAUCCCUGUACAUGUAGUUCAUUAAAAUUAAUUCCAUUCACUCCAUUCGCCAAACCAUAUAUUUUUUAUGAUGCAUAUAAUAAUAUAAUUUAUAUAUAUAGCAUUUGAUAACCUUCAUUUGAUCAUUAUCAUCUAUCGUAUAAUCACUUUGACACAGUUAAAUUAUUUUUUUUACAAAUAAUAACACCACUUCCCCUCAAAAAAUUGUUGCUAUGAUGUCACUAACUAUGAUUUUCGGAAGCUUAGAAAGAGACCUUUCAAAUGAUAUAUAUAGCAGUGCACUACAUUUAAUAUAAUGUUCAGUUAGGAUUUAACAUGUGACUUUGAGCCACUGGCACUGGCCACUUUAUCAUUGAUAAUUCGACUGGAAAGCUCGGUAGGGAGGUAGCAAAGAUUGAGACGUGGUACGGCUGCAGGGGGGGUUAGUGUUAGAGAGUUGUGAGUAUAUAUACAUCCAAUGAGGUAGUCUUCAAAAAACCUACAAAUGGGUACCAGUACAAUAUUAUAGCUGUGUAGAAAGAUUUUUAAAGUGAGCACGCUAAGAAAAACGAAGUUUUAGAAUGCUUGCAAUGAUGAGUGGAUCAUGAAUCUUUGCAGCUCUUUUCUGACUAUUGAGUAUUGUAGCUAACGAACAGCUUAGCGCUUUAGUGCAAGGCUAACUCAAGUCAUAAGUUAAAUAAAGUUUGUGCGAACAGAUGAUGCUACGAAAGAUUUUGGAUAGACUGCAACAGCCUUCACAGUGAGUCAAAUUAGGGACAGGAAGGAGGUCAGUUUGACAUGACAGAACUACGACCUUUGUGUGAGGUUACCCCUUCUAGGUACUGCACCAUUUCUCUGGAGGGGCGCAGUAGCUAAAAGUUUACUAAUUUGCAGCAGGCCAGCAAUAACAUGAAUGGGCUACUUUAUCACAAGAAUCAGUGCAAA
Molecule: messenger RNA, 3728 nt
Organism: Halichondria panicea
Lineage: Eukaryota; Metazoa; Porifera; Demospongiae; Suberitida; Halichondriidae
Exons: 4
Coding region: 1-2829 (942 amino acids)
Biological process (GO): signal transduction
Molecular function (GO): protein binding
Source: RefSeq, a predicted model, not a curated record